Daphnia magna is the source of this 444-nucleotide messenger RNA. RefSeq lists its product as uncharacterized. The transcript has a single exon. NCBI's taxonomy places the organism in Eukaryota, Metazoa, Arthropoda, Branchiopoda, Diplostraca, Daphniidae. The record is from RefSeq and is a predicted model, not a curated record. The coding region runs from base 1 to 444 and encodes 147 amino acids.
AUGUUGUCCGCCCACGCAGAUUUGCCGUCUCAUUACAGUGCCGUCCGUGAGAUUCUGACCGUGUGCCUUAAGAAUCAAAUCACCCUCGGCGCAGCCACAUUCAAGUUUGCAGCUAGUUUGGUGCCUUUCGCCGGUUAUGUAGUUGGCAGUGAUGACGUCGCAGCAGACCCGGAAAAGCUAUCAGCGAUUGCUGAUUUUCCACGGCCGGUUAACAUCACUCAGCUGCGAUCAUUUCUUGGUUUGGUCGGUCAGCUGUCUGACUUUUCCGACGAAAUCACCGCUGCCUCUGGUCCGUUGAGACCGCUCCUACGCAAAGGCAAUCAUUUCGUGUGGUUGGCUGACCAAGAAGAAGCUUAUGAGACCGUCAAACGCGCUUUGACAUCCCCUCCUGUCUUGGCAAACCUCGACCCAUCAGCCGAAACCGUUUUGCAGACGGAUGCAUAG